AUACUGCUACUGAAUACUACAGCUACUAGAGAGACCACCAACGUCACCUUUUACCCUCACCCUGUCUCUUCAGGUCUCCUGGGGAUGGUGGGUCACAUGAUGUUCAUGCAGGUGUUUCAAACCACCGUCUCGAUGGGACCGGAGGAUUUCAAACCCCACAGCUACGGCUACUCCUGGACCUUCUAUGUGGCCUGGUUUGCCUUCACCGUCUGCAUGUCCGCCGGUGUCUCCACCUUGAACAACUACACCAAGAAGGUGCUGAUGGUUGGACCCAGACGUGGCUCCGCCCUCAACCCGUGCAGCUUUACCUUUUCAGGACCUCUGCCACCACCUGCCCGGCACUACGCCCCGCCAAACACCGCCAUCUCCACCAUCUGCCUCCCUCCUCCCCCGCCGAUCUCCCACCUGUCUCCAUACUACGACCCUCCGUCAGGUGAGUCUCCUCCGUCCUCCCGGAGGCUCACGCCCUCCCUCUCUCCUCCCUCGCUCCGUCACUCUGACUCUUUGCCACCUCCUUCCUCUCCUCCAUCUCCCGACUCCCCUUUCCACCGUGGUAACUUUUCACAAGGUUUUACAGUCGGGCGGUCGUUCGGACGCAACCCGUUCCUGGGACCAGGUCGGGAUCAACCUGCGGAACUUUGGGUCUAA
Molecule: messenger RNA, 648 nt
Organism: Cynoglossus semilaevis (tongue sole)
Lineage: Eukaryota; Metazoa; Chordata; Actinopteri; Pleuronectiformes; Cynoglossidae
Gene: gsg1
Product: germ cell associated 1
Exons: 3
Coding region: 85-648 (187 amino acids)
Cellular component (GO): plasma membrane
Source: RefSeq, a predicted model, not a curated record